This is a messenger RNA of Cotesia congregata, 207 nucleotides long. The record is from the annotation of a GenBank genome assembly. Lineage: Eukaryota; Metazoa; Arthropoda; Insecta; Hymenoptera; Braconidae.
AUGCCGUACCAAAUCACUCACCCUGACGCCUGUCAAUCAUCAGGAUUAACAUGUCCAUUGACUAAGGAUGAUGGUCCAUAUAAUUAUACAACAACGUUACCCAUUUCAAAAAAAUUUCCCAGGAUCAAGCUUGACGUGAAAUGGGAACUCAAUGAUGAAAACGACAAAAACAUCGUCUGUGUGUUGAUACCUACUCGAAUCAAAUAA